Molecule: messenger RNA, 2823 nt
Organism: Zingiber officinale
Lineage: Eukaryota; Viridiplantae; Streptophyta; Magnoliopsida; Zingiberales; Zingiberaceae
Product: putative disease resistance protein At3g14460
Exons: 3
Coding region: 30-2633 (867 amino acids)
Biological process (GO): defense response to other organism
Molecular function (GO): protein binding; ADP binding
Source: RefSeq, a predicted model, not a curated record
UGAUCCUUUUCCUCUUCCUUCCACCAAGAAUGGCACUGGUCUUAGAUUUCUUUGUCUCAAAAUUCUUGACGGCCACAGCGAACAUGGUGGAGACAGAGAUCUUCAAGGUGCUAGGCAUCAAUAAAGAGAUUAAAUCCCUUCAAAAAAGGUUGGGGACAAUCAAUGACAAUCUCCAACAAGUAGAGCAAAAGAGGCGUAUAAAUCAUGAAAUUGACAUCUGGGCGCGAAAGUUGAAAGAUAUUAUGUAUGAUGCCGAUGAUAUUAUUGAUAUUUGUAUGAUUGAAGGAGGAAAGUUAUUGAAAGCUCGAGCUUUAUCAGGAGAUGAAGACGAGAUAUCAAGCUUUGAAGAAAUAGGAAUUAAACUUGUCAACAAAUGUGAUGGUUUGCCUCUUGCGAUUAAAGCUAUUGCAGGGGUUCUGUACCAUCAAAACAAAGCAAAAUGGGAGGAAGUUCUUGAAAGUGAUGCAUGGAAUAUGGAUCAGAUUGAGGAAGAAUUAAGACCUUUAUAUUUGAGUUACGAAGACUUACCAUCUAGAUUCAAACAAUGUUUUCUCUAUUGCUCCUUGUACCCUCAAAAAGAUAUGUUUUCUAUGGAGAUUGUUCAGUUUUGGGCUGCUGAAGGUCUUAUUAUGAGUGAAGAAGAUAACUGGAGGAGGGAUCUUCCAACUCAAAACCAGAGAACAUUGGAAGAUCUAGGGGAGGAGAUUUACAGGGAGUUACUUGGUAGGAAUCUCUUAGAAGCUAAAAAGGAUGAAUUGUCCAAGAGUUUCUUCUCUAUGCACGAUCACUUCAGAUCACUUUGUGCAAAUUUAAUGAGAGAGGAAGGGAUUUUAUAUCGACAUGGUAGAGAAUUCAAAGCAGAUGAUAAUGUGAAAGUUCGACGGCUGUCAAUCUCUUGUAUGGGGCCUAUGCUAGUGUUACCGGCUCAAAUUCUAAGACAAGCUUGUUUGAGAACUCUAAUUCUCACGGACUCCCCUCAAACCAAGACAAUCGAAGACAGUGUUGUGCAAGCAUUACUGUGUUUGCGAGUUUUGGAUCUCUCAGAAACAUCAAUUGAAAAGAUUCCAGAUUGCAUUGGAGAAUUGUUGCAUUUAAGAUAUCUAGAUCUCGAUGGAACAAAUAUUCGUGAGAUUCCGACAACUAUCGGGAACCUUGUAAACCUUCAGAGUCUGAAUAUCAUAAGGUGUAAGUUCUUGGAAAGACUUCCUGUGUCCAUCACUAAGUUGCAUAAUCUAAGAUGGCUUAACAUGAUUGGCUGUCCACUGCUCACUUAUGUGCCCAAGGGAAUUGGGAAACUGGAAAAUAUCUAUAGCCUUUACGGAUUUAUGAUUGGACAGAAUGACUCAACCUCUGAAGAAGGUUGUGAUUUAGAAGAGCUGAAAAAUCUCUCCAAGUUGAGAGUCCUAAUCAUUCUGAGGCUUGAGAGGGCAGAAAAAGGAGCCUCUGCACUUGCAAACAAGCCAUUUCUUAAGGACCUUACGUUGUCAUGGAUGCGACCAGAUGAGGAGGAAGAUGACAAUGGUGGAGGGCACGAUGCUCAAGCCAAUGAAGAAGAAGAUGGUGAUGGCAAGGAUGAUGGCUCUGGACAACGAACUGAAACUAAAGAGGAAGAAGAAGACGAAAAUGAGGAGGUGGAGGAUGAGGGUGAGGAAGAAGAAGACGAAAAUGAGGAGGUGGAUGGUGAGGAAGAAGAAAAAGGAUGGAAUGAGGAGCAAAUCAGUAAAGCCGAGAGGAUAUGCAAUGAAAUGUCUCAGCCUUCAUCAACCUUGGUCCACCUUCACUUCUAUGACUACCCUGGCCGACAGUUCCCGAGUUGGAUGACAUCCUCUUCCUUGGCCGAAUCUUUUCCAAACUUGACAUAUUUGAUGCUUCUUGGUUUGCCGUGUUGUGUGGAGCUUCUUCCCUUGGGCACACUGCCUCAGCUCAAGUACCUCCGUAUUGAAAGUGCAAACGCCAUAACGACCAUUGGGUCUCAAUUUCUCGGAUCGAGAAGCUCUGCAUUUCCCAAACUUGAAGCGCUCCGAUUCGAAGACAUGCCCAGAUGGGAGGAGUGGACAUUCAAUGGAGCACCUCUUUCAGUGAAGUUGUUUCCAAGUCUCAUGGAAUGUGCUAUUAUCGACUGCCCAAUGCUAAGAGCUCUUCCUGACGGACUCCACCGAGCCACCAACCUCAACCAACUGGGCCUGCUUCGAACAUAUGAGCUAGGUGAGAUUAACAACAUCACCUUGGCUUACAGGCUUGAGGUCGCAAAAUGCAGAGGGUUGAAGAAGAUAUCCAACAUCUCGUCAUUAAGAUCUCUCGUGGUAAUCGAAUGUGGCAAUUUGGAGUGCGUGGAGAAUCUCGACAAGCUGCAGCAUUUGGUGUUGAUAUGUUCAGAGGAAAUGGAGCAGCUCCCGCAGUGGUUCAUGGACUUGAUCGAGCAGCAUAACAACAUGGCCAGCAGUCACAGGAGUUUGAAGAAGUUUGAGAUGGCCUGCAAUCUUCAACUGUUAAUGAGCUGUCUCGAAGGCAAUGAGAAUUGGGACAUUCUCAAGCAUAUUCCUGUUGUCGAAAUACAGACAUACUCCAGCAAAGAGUACAUCCGAUACACCAAGGAUCCCUACAACUAUGAUACAAACAUUCCUUCUAAUUGAGAUAGUGUCAAAAAAAGCUAUGCUUUCUUCAAUUGUAUUGAUGAAGGUGUGAUUUGUAUGGUGCUGUUUGCGUUUGCUUCUUUCUACAUUUGGUUUGAUUACUUUACAUUUGGUGAAUGUGUUAUUUGUAUGUAUUUAUGUUUGCAUUUUCUUCAAUUGUACUGGUGAAAGUGUGAUUUGUAUGGUGUUG